Molecule: messenger RNA, 1980 nt
Organism: Hypomesus transpacificus
Lineage: Eukaryota; Metazoa; Chordata; Actinopteri; Osmeriformes; Osmeridae
Gene: pstpip2
Product: proline-serine-threonine phosphatase interacting protein 2
Exons: 14
Coding region: 489-1499 (336 amino acids)
Biological process (GO): actin filament polymerization
Cellular component (GO): actin filament; cytoplasm; plasma membrane
Molecular function (GO): actin filament binding
Source: RefSeq, a predicted model, not a curated record
AAUAGAGGUAGAGGUAGUUAUAAUCUUUAAUUAGUGACCAAGAAAUGAUUUAACCCAAACAAGAACCACGUGCGUCAAAACAUCUGUAUUUGACCUCUAUGACCUGGUUCUUGGCGAUCCCGACACUCAAAUGAUCAAAAUUGACGUAUGUCGCCAUGCACAGUUGACUGGGGGAGCAUGAGAGGACGGGAAAAAUGAGGAGACAGGACUGUGCAGUGUGGAUAGACGAAGGUCAUUAAAGGACGUCGACUAUGUCAACAGAAGUUUCUUUUGCUACAAAUUCUUUGUGACCAUGCGAUUAUGAAAGGUUUGCGUGAGAAGCGGAACACGCGAGCGUAAAAAUCUUUAUUUCACAUGCGCAAGUCGUGGCGUCUCUCUCCCUCCCUUCGUGCGGGGCGGACUUUAACCAAACCAAGUUUCCUGCCCCGUAAACGCGCACCAUCAGUCCUUCCUAUCAUUGCUGAGGAACUGACCUGAUUUCGUUCACCAUGAGAGACCUUCACUUUAAGGACAACUUUUGGAACCCAGAGCUGACCUGUACGGCAGGAUACGAUGCCAUCAUACAGCACCUCACCGACGGCAAGAGGACCUGCAGGGAGGUGGAAGACUUCAUGAAAGCCAGAGCAGCUAUAGAGGAAAAGUAUGCCAAAGAGCUGCUGGGUCUCUCCAAGAAAGUGUGUGGACACAACGAGAUGAACACGCUGAAGAGAUCCCUGGACAUGUUCAAACUGCAAACAGAGCAUGUGAGCCUGUCCCACCUCACUCUGGCCCAGACCAUGCGGGAGGAGGCACGGAGGUUGGAGGACUUCCGGGAGAAGCAGAAGGAAGCAAGGAAGAAGGUGGAACAGCAGAUGGAUGCUUUUCACAAACAGAGGGCCACACAGUUCAAGAAGACCAUGGAGACAAAGAAGACCUAUGAACAGAAGUGUCGAGACAGGGAGGAGGUGGAGCAGAACAUGAACCGCAAUGCAGGCACCACCAACACCAAGCUACUGGAGAAGCUGUACACUAAAGCCCAGCACGCCAAACAGACAGCAGAAGAAGCCGACAAGAUGUACGUACAGAAUGUGUUGGUGUUGGGGAAAAUCCGAGAGGACUGGCAAACAGAGCAUGCCAAGGCCUGUGAGAUAUUUGAGAAGCAAGAGGUGGAGAGGAUCAGUACUCUGAGGAACAUGGUUUGGACGCACCUGAACCAUCUGUCCCAGCAAUGUGUCACCAGCGACGAGCUUUAUGAGGAAGUGAGAAAGUCUCUGGAGCAGUGUGACAUCCAGGAGGACAUUGGACACUUCAUCAACCUCCGCAGAACAGGGGACAAACCUCCAGCUCCUGUCCUCUAUGAGAACUUCUAUAGCGGGCAGAGAUCCACAGGCCCAUGCCCCUCCCCCAGACAGCCUCCUCCAAUCAUCAGGAAGGGACCUUUGCCUGAUCCUUUGAACAAUACUGGGGAUGUGGUCUACGCCACAGUCCAGGAACCAGGAUACAGCCUGCUACAUCACUAGUACACACACGCGUGCAGACACUGAUACAUGCACACACACACAUGCUUGCACACACAUACCUGCACACUGGUUCCCAUUCCCCAACAGUCAUGAAUUAAGUCACCCUGAACUAGACACAGAGCAUAGAAAAAAUAGACUUGCCCAUGGUUGAGCUUGUCCUUAUGACUGUGUUUAAACAGUCCAAGAGGUGUUAGUGGGGAUACAGACUGUGUGUGUGUGUGUGUGUGUGUGUGUGUGUGUGUAAACAUAAUCACAUCAACAGUUCUGUAGAAGAAACACCCAUAAACAUUCCUUCUAACAAGUCUGUGAUCAGUAACUGAUCCAAGGUCACCAGGAGGUUUUCUACCCGGUCUUUUAUUGAGCUUAAUUUUGUUCCAGGAACUGUGAUGCAUUCAGGGUUAGAGCUACACAGCUAUACUAUGAUGCGUCAUACAGAUGGAAUGUCUAUUUAUUUUGUAAUAAAAAUAUGGUUGAAUAUGUA